AUGUACGACAGGCCCCGUAUGGUGACGUUCUCGCCCAUGUUACAUGCGUGCAACCGAACGCUGAUCCUUCGAUCGUCUUCUCGUGUAGGCCGGGAAUUCCUGCAUGCUCCGAGCCCAGUGGACUCUGGACAGUACGAUUGUGCGACGACAGAAAACGACAGACAUGACGACCCCUUCUUCUCUUCUCCUGAUCGCCAUUCUUCUCAAAAAGACCGAAACAUUGAAGGCCUCUUACAAGUACUUACGGCAUCUGAUGCAGUCCCGCCUCUCGCCGGUGUUAUGCAUCUUGAUAUCGUGCAUGAAUGA
This is a messenger RNA of Cyclocybe aegerita, 306 nucleotides long. Lineage: Eukaryota; Fungi; Basidiomycota; Agaricomycetes; Agaricales; Hemipholiotaceae. The record is from the annotation of a GenBank genome assembly.